Molecule: messenger RNA, 2075 nt
Organism: Nylanderia fulva
Lineage: Eukaryota; Metazoa; Arthropoda; Insecta; Hymenoptera; Formicidae
Source: RefSeq, a predicted model, not a curated record
GCCACGGUCGGACCUGGAUCCUAACGGGCGCGCGUACAUACACACCCACACACAUAUAUACACAUAUAUAUACACGUACACAAACACACAGCGCAUAUACACAACCGAUAUAUCCACAUGCGCGCGCGCGCGCGCAUCUCUGUGGACACCCUCGCCGGGCGAAUCCUUCCAGUGAACGGCGGGACUGGUCGCGAUUAUGAGGGAAUCGCGGCCGCGAUGAUUACGACUACUCGUCGACGAUAAGCGGGUAAUUGAACGCGAGUGGCCCCGAAGUUCCCGCGAGUGUCAGCCGCCGGGAACACUGGCGGCUGUCGAGGGUGAACGUCGAGGGUGACACGAGAGUGACGAUUCGACUGAUUAGUCGCGGAGUCAAGUGUGCCCCGAGAUACGCGAACGAGAGGAAGAGAAAGAUCGAGAUCGAGAUCGAGAUCGAGAUCGAGAUAUAUAUAUAUCGAGACGAGUAUUCGCUGCAUGUCGCAAAGCGAUGACAGUGCGGUACCGGAGACAACAGUGGUGAACAGGAUUGUAACGCGGGCGGACAGGCGAUACUAGUAGUGAAAGACAGUCGCGGGCGAGAAAAGUAGUGACAGAUUGUAACGAGGCGGCCAGCAGCGGAGCGUAACGCUGGAUCGACAGGGUUUCGGUGGAUCAGCUGAUACACCAGCGCGAUCAUGGAUCAGCGUGGCGUGUAUCCUACCUACGUGCGACGGCAUGUACCACGACGACGACGAACAUGCGAGCUUGCUUAAUCCACGCGUACACGCAUAAUCGUCGAGGCUCGUCACCAACGAGGAUUCAAUUAAAUCUCCCGCGCGCGGAGAAGGUCAAGUACGAGCCAUGCGGACGACUAUAGGCGGGCUGUAGGUGGCCCGGAGUUUUAAUUAAAACUCGCCCGCGGGAUUCUCAUUAUCGCGCCUCGUAUUCGGGAUUAAUUAGCCGCGGCUCUGAAAGAGAAGAAGAGAGAGAGAGAGAGAGAGAGAGAGAGAGAGAGAGCGGGCGAAAUAGGAGGGUGAUAUAGGAGGACGUGAUUUUCUCGGUGGCUCACGUCGUAUAUCGUGCACGUAAUAUCGUGCGACACAAGUUUUGUGCGACGCGUCGCGAGCUCCUCGAGCCCGCCUCUCGUCGCCUCUCAUGAACGAGUUUCUUCCCCGGUCGCGCCGCGGCUGGUUUGCGGCUUAGUGAUUCCGACGGUUCGUUAUUAUAACGGAAGUGUCUUCGCGUGCUCCGCCGCCGAGUGCUCCGCUCGUCGCGAGUGACGGAUCCACGCCAAGAGAUAUAGGUGCUCGCGUUUCGAGGGACGGACAAGAAAGGCACGCGAGACAGGCACGUUAUAUUCUGGACGCGCUUCUUCGACGAUGAUCUCAAAGUGAAAACGAUUCUCGGCAAUUAGCGAUAGAGUUCGUUCUAACGCACGCAAGGCGCGUAUUAUGUGAGGAGAAAAUCGCGACGAGGGAAACGAAGAUGUCCGCCGUCAGCGUCAUCGCAUGGCUGCUCGGUGCCGUCGCUUUGGCUGCGAUUAAUAAUGAAGUGCACUGCCACAAUAUGCCGCAAGGCGAUAGCGGCAAAAGCGGCGACACGUUCAACCAGAACGCUCUGGAGGAGACACGAUCGGGGCCGUACUUCGACAAAUCAGCUUCGAAGAACGUGACCGCCCUCCUGGGAAAGACGACGUAUCUCAAUUGCCGUGUCAAAAAUUUGGGGAACAAAACGAUGACGCUACAAGUAUCGUGGGUCCGACACAGAGACGUCCAUUUGCUCACAAUUGGCCGUUACACGUACACGAACGACCAGCGAUUUCGCGCGAUCCACACUGCCCAUUCGGACGACUGGACACUCCAGAUCAAAUAUCCGCAGCAUCGGGACAGCGGUAUUUACGAGUGCCAGGUCUCCACGACGCCCCACAUGAGUCAUCUAGUCCAUUUAAAUGUAAUCGCCAAGCAAGACAAAAAUUGUUGCACUCUUAAGUUUUCAGCAAAAAAUUUAGCAAUACUAUAAAGAUCUGCCAACGAAUUUCAUAGCGGACAUAUUUUGAAUAUAAUUAAUAACAAAUUGGAAAGCGCAUCUAUUAUUAUAAA